CACGCGCACCGCUGGAGGCAGUCGCGCUGCAGUCCUGGUCUUGUUUGGACGAACUCUGACUGAUGUUAACGGCGCAGAGAGACAUUAUGAACCAACUCCGCACAGAGACAACAUUCCAAACUAUGUCUGCGGCAGCGUGCUCUGACGGACUUGGCACAGGUGAAUGAGAACAUAGCUUAUUUUUUGGGGUAAUAUUCUACUCCCACUCUGCUCAGUGAGAGGAGACAGACACGGCAGUGCUUCACCCCGUCUGCCAGGCUUCAAGGUGCAGCAGGCGGGAGAGGGACGGAAGAAGAGCCGCUGUUUAAUUAACCAUCCGACCUCACGUUGUCGCACAAAAUAACGUGACGGCUUUGCUGAGUGACCAUAGACGGAGACACACGGCAGAGGACACUAUGUCAAAGGAGGCGCGAGGAAGAGGAUCAGCACGAAAGCACAGUGCCACUCAUUGGUGUCUGCAGAAUAUCGCACAGGAAUCAGUUGACAGCUCCGAUGAGGAGUUCUUUGAUGCCAGAGCAGAUGUUAUGGAGGGGAAAAGUGCCAUUCUGCUGGGUAUGAGUCAGUGGAACUCAAAUGACCUGGUGGAGCAGAUCGAAACUAUGGGACACAUGGAGGACCAGUCGCAUGAGGGUCUCUACCAGCUGGGAGGUCCUCGCUGUGCCCCUCAGAGCAGCAUUGAUGGAUUGGAGGAUAUAGAGAGAAAAUGCAAGACGCAUGUGCUGCUGCUAGUGGUGCAUGGGGGGAACAUUUUGGACACAGCAGGUGGAGACCCGAGCUCAAAGUCUGGAGAUGUGGACACCCUGACCUCCGUGCUGGAGAAGGUAACACGGGGACAUUUCCAGGCUGCCGCAGAACACGUGAAGAUAAAGCUGGUGCCAUCUCCCGCUGUCUGCGCAGAGGCCUUCUCCCUGGUGUCCAAUCUGAACCCGUACAGCUAUGAUGAGAGCUGUGUGUCCAGCAGCGUGGACCACCUGCCUCUGGCUGCCCUCCCCCUCCUCGCUAUCGUCUCACCUCGCUACCAGGAUGCCGUGGCAACCGUGAUCGCCAGAGCCAACCAGGUCUACCGCAGUUUCUUGCAGUCAGAGGACGGCCAGGGAUUCACGGGUCAGGUAUGCCUAAUGGGUGACUGUGUGGGAGGUGUGCUGUGCUUCGAUGCUUUGUGCUUUAGCAACCACCAGAGACCUGGAAGCCCCAACAACAGCAGCAAGAACAACAGCACUGAGAGCCUGAAGGAUAAUUCGGGGCUACUGGGAGAGUCUAGCCUGGGUCUGAGUUCUAGCAAGAGGCUCAGUAAGAGCAACAUCGAUAUCUCCGCCCCAAACGAAGGGCACAGCCAAAGCGGGCCGCCACUCAGCCGCAAGCAGAGCGACUCGUAUGACGGAGACACCUCAUCCACAGGCCAGCACAGCUUUUUCUCCAGCCUGAUGAAGGAUAGUGUGGAGGUGUGUGGUGGCAGCGGCAGCAGUCUGGUGUUGAAUCCGGGGCGAUUCGACUUUGAGGUGGCAGACUGUUUCCUGCUGGGCUGCCCUUUGGGCCUGGUGCUGGCCAUGAGACGCACCGUGCUGCCUACCGUCCAGGUGAGCCAGCUGCAUCCAGCCUGCUCUCAGAUUUUCAACCUGUUUUACCCUUCGGAUCCCUCAGCCUCCAGACUGGAGCCGCUGCUGCAGCCUCUCUUCCACAAGCUGCCCCCCUUUGCUGUGCCGCGCUACCAGCGCUACCCUCUCGGAGACGGCCGCUCAAUGCUCAUAGCGGAGAGUAUCCAAAGCCAUCCAAAUGUGUUUUUGGAAGGUGGAAAAACUCUUGGAGGUCCAGCUUCACAGACGUCCUCUGAGACAAAGCCUGAAGGAGGAGUAGAAGAGGGAGGUCGUAGAGCUAGCGUGACCAGUGUGGAAAGUGAAAUGUCGAUUUGCUUCAUGGGCCAGCUGGGAAACACCAUCACUAACAUUUCCAGUAGCUGGUGGGGCUCCAAGAGACUGGAUUAUGCUCUGUACUGCCCGGAUGUGCUGACCGCCUUCCCAACGGUGGCUCUGCCUCACCUUUUUCAUGCCUCCUACUGGGAGUCCACUGACGUAGCAGCCUUUGUUCUUCGGCAGCUCAUGCGAUGUGACUCCUUGAAGACCCAGGAAGCGGACAGUUUGGGCUCCACUUCAUUCUCUCCCUCCAGCCCACGAGAAAAAUGGCUCAGAAGGAGGACACAUGUCAAACUAAGGAACGUCACUGCCAACCACAGGGUGAAUGACGUCAUUGCGACCGAGGAUGGGCCCCAAACGCUGGUUGGUCGCUUCAUGUACGGCCCCUUGGACAUGGUCACUCUGACCGGAGAAAAGGUGGACAUCCUGCUAAUGACACAACCUCAGUCUAGUCGCUGGGUGCACUUUGACACGGACGUCACCAACAGCAGCGGCAGAAUCACAUAUACCGUACCCAAGAGCAAGAAGCUGGGCCUAGGAGUGUAUCCAAUAAAAAUGGUUGUCAAGGGCGAUCAAACGAGUGCAGAGGCCUACCUGACUGUGUUGCCACGGGGCAUGGAGUGUGUGGUCUUUAGCAUCGAUGGCUCUUUUGCUGCUAGUGUGUCAAUCAUGGGCAGUGACCCCAAGGUCCGCCCCGGAGCUGUGGAUGUCGUCAGGCAUUGGCAGGACCUGGGAUAUCUGAUCAUCUACAUCACAGGCCGUCCUGAUAUGCAGAAGCAGCGUGUGGUAUCCUGGCUCUCUCAGCACAAUUUUCCCCAUGGCAUGAUCUUCUUCUCUGAAGGCCUAGUUCAUGAUCCCCUGCGGCAAAAGACCAUCUUCCUCAAGAACCUCGUACAGGAGUGUCACAUUAAGAUUAACUCUGCUUACGGCUCCAUGAAGGACAUCACUGUUUACAACAUGCUUGGCCUUGGUCCCUCACAAAUUUAUAUUGUUGGCAGACCUUCGAAGAAGUACCAAAAUCAGUGCCAGUUCCUGAGCGAGGGCUAUGCAGCGCACCUGUCCACGCUUCAGUUUGGGCACAGAACCAGACCCAAGAAAUCCCCUUCAGUUCGAAUGGUCCUGAGGAAGGGCUCAUUUGGUCUCUCAGCGAAGCCUGACUUCCUGUGUAAGCGCACCCACCUGCGCAGGACCAUGUCUGUGCAACAGCCAGACCCCCCCUGCACCCCCAACCCCAAGCCUGAGCGUGCUCAGAGCCAGCCGGAGUCAGAUAAGGACAAUGGGGGAGGAGGGGGAGGUGGAGGAGGACUUGGCCCAUGGGGACGACCCUCCAUACAUCGUGGAGACACGACUCCCUGACGUCAAAAAAGAGAUGGAAGGAUUGCAAGAGGGUAGACGAGGAGGAGAGCAAAGAGGUCAUAGUGUCUUGGGCCAAGGUGAGAUCUUGUGUUUAAAUAUGGAAGAUUUAAAGAAUUUUUACAGGUUCUAACAACCUUUCUUAUUUUUGUUAUUUUAGCCACCCUUCUUUACAAAAAUAAUUCCUUUGCACUAUCCUAGCAUAACCAAAUGCAGUCAUUCGAUCAUGUACAACAAGCAAUUAUUACUUCCAUUUUAGUUGCACUUGCUUGUUUGCAACCUGUGAUCACCUGUUUCUUGCCCUUCUGGAUUUGCACAGUUUGAUGUGUCACAUAAUCAAAUUGAAAUUUGCAGAAUGAACACAAUUCUAAUAGUGCCUGUAAAAAAUGUAAAUGUGUGGUUGAUUGUUUUCCAUUAGAGAAUAACAAGACCUGUUAUUUUAUUGAACAUUUGCAGCCUCUCACGUCUGUUAAGCCAUCUAAGAGCGUGAUGCUCCGCGUAGCUUUGAUGCAAAUACAGAUUGAUUUGCUUGCUAGUCUUGACUCCUGACCAAGUCAAUAAACGCCCACCUUCAUUAGAUAAUGUUCUUUGAUGUACCUUAUAUAUUAAAGCAUUUACACAUUAAGUCACUGAGCAUUUUAUUACCAAGGUAGGGUCUAAGAGCGCAACAUAAAGAAGGAAAACAGAAAUCAUUAAUGAAGGAAGCAGUGCAGGAGAAAAGUAACAAUGAGCCAUUUUUCUGGCAACCUGUGUAAACGAAUGCUAUCAUAAGCAGCUCUCUAGGACAGAAUGUAGAUCCGCCCAUGAUUAUGAUAAACGAAGUUCUGAUGAGCUACAAUGCAAUGUUCUCCCAUGCUUGAAAUUGACUAUUUCUAGAGUUGGACAUAUUGUCAGAGCAAUUAUGAAUAUUAAAGCCAAGUCACUGUGACAGCCUGUCGGAACAAUAUGCUAAUACAGAACACGCAAAAGCUAAUCAAAAUGAUUUAAUCGUACAGAACAUGAGACUUAACUAAUAUGUCCUAUAUUAUUUGACAGUGUCACCUCUACAUGUUGUACAUGUACAUUGGAUCCUCUGCUGGCAUCGCUUGCAGCUCAGCUCACGCUUGGCCCUCUACACUCUGCCCUUUUUUGUGACCUGCUCUGUGGAUUGUCACUCAAUGUUUGUGCGUGAGCAGUUGCCAGGGGACAGCAAGGAUGUUUUGCAAAUGUCUGUGUGGAGCUCAAAAUGUGUCUCAUUGUCAAAUCAAAAUAAUGUACCACGUAUUCAUUCACACACACACAAGCUUCAGAGGAUGAAAUCUGUGAAGACGGUGAUGACUCUGAACCUGUUGAGACUUUGCAACAGAUUAUGGGAUUGCUGUGCCGACAGGACUUCAUGAUGACUGGCUCCGGUCCUGCACUGAUGUAAAUACUCGACAUACUCUCCCUGUGUGGGCCUCUGGACACUGACAUUUAGGUUCAAGCUGCACACCAGCUCUGCGAUUUGGAGCCCUAAAGAUCUGACCUCUGCCUCUAUUUCACUCCCACUGUUAGAUUUCUCCCUCGCGUUGGGGCCGGCUUACUACCCCCUACCGUCCCCUUGACCAGUCUGGCAGAACAGGCAUUUCAACACCCAUCUCUGAUCGGGUCUUCAGCCGCUGAGGUCACAUUUGCACUAUUGAAGUGGUUUCUCAAUUUAGCUGCGGUAAUUGCUUCAAAACAAAGAGUUGUAUUUGUAUUUUAUCGUAUUUGUUUUACCUGAAGAUUGUGCACUGUUGGUUAAUAUCACUAAUAGAACAUUUAACUCAGAUAGUUUGUAGGACAGUGUUGGUUUAACCAAAACAUGUUUACAGAUUGAUGGAUGUAAAAAGUGAUCAGAACUUGUUAAUAGCAGUGUAAUAUCAUUAUUAACAACAGUAGUUUAGCUGGUUUGUAAUUGCAAUAGCUUGUGGGACAUUGUACAAUUCGGCCCAUGCCAGUCGAAUUUCCACAAGGAUGGCUCUGCAUCCAUUUACUACAUCUGCAGUGGAACCAAUAUAUUUGUGAUGAUAUCUGAUGCUUUCUAGUGGGGGUUGAAAUGAGUCUUAUUGUGGUCCUGUUAAAAACUCUGUGCAAGUCAAACAUAUUUUUCUAUGAGGAAAUAUUGUAAAAAUAAAUAUUUUCAAUGUAUGUUUUUGAACCUUUUUUUUGUACUUUACUCUUGAUUUUUGCCUUAAAUUGUAUUUGAUGUUGUGUAGAGAUUUUAAAUGAUUUAAUGUCUUUGACCAAAGCAUUACGUUUCACUGUUACUUCAUGACAAAGUGCAUUACAUCGAGUUGAUUAUUUACGACAUGUUUUAGACAAAAUCUACAGUAUGUGUGUGUACGAGUGUCUAGGUAAUUGUUGUAGAGUUGUAUUUACUGUGAACAUAAAGACAGCUAUGACACAUACAGCACACUUCUCUGCAGAACCAGAGGACAUAAGGAGGCCAGUGUUAAAAUUCCGUUUGUGUUCUUUUCAGGACUGAGCAGGUUUUAUAGAUUUGGAUUGAAGCAGUGUGUGAGAGGAUUACUUAGUCAAGGUUGUUAUACCUGCUAUGAAAGGGGAAAAGGCUGAUAAGUUUUUCGGAUGUAUUUAACUGCAAACCUGCACAGCGAAGUGGUACGUGCCAGCCAGCAGAGAGCUGUCUUGCCUUUUUAUUUCACCGCCUGUACACCAUAGGUGGUCCGGUAAUUAGCUGUUUGAUUACUAAUAGGUAUGUCUAUCUUCCCUUAGUGCCACCCCUGUAAUUUCAGUGCAUUACUUGGUAAUUAUAUAAUAUUAUAGAAACAAUACUGAAAUACUUAACUUUCUCUUGUUUGGGAAUAAGAUUGUUAAUAAUGAAACAUUGUUAUAAAAGCAUCAAUAUGAUCAUUUCCCCUAAUGUAUACACAAUUGUUAUAGCAACUUCAAAGUCGUUAUAACACAUAUUGAUAUUGUACUGCCAGGACGAUACCAUUGAGGAGUGGGCAGCAUUUUGGUACAACAAUCUUAGCAAAUGGCAAAUGAUAAUCUAAUGGUUAAAUUGAUGAUUGUUCUCUGCAUGUUAAUUAUUGGAUAUUGUUAACUAAUGGCAAUCAAUUGUGAUCUUUGGUAUAAAUGGUCUUUACCAUAAAUCCUACCACCGAAUGUUGAGUAAAUGCACAUCAGUACUUGAAUUAUUAAUAACGAGCUGAUUUUUCAAUGUUAAGAAUGCUAUAAUUGAUAUUGUUAUUUAAUAUUGUGACUUUACCUCUCACCUUUGCCUUACAAAUGCACUUAUUCAGUGGGAAUUAUGGAAAUCAUAUACAUUCCAGGUUCAUCUUGACAAAAUAACCCUAAUAUCAAAGAAAAAAAGAAAAUAUACUACAAGGUAAAAAAUAUUGUAUUUAUUGAGAGAUUUAACCGUCACACAAUUAUUGUCUUCAAUUAAAUAUAACAAACCUCUAGUACUGAUAGAUGUUUUCAAUGGGUAUUUACCAUUCAUGACUUAACUAUUAGGUAUUGACAUAAUUUGCCAUUUGUUAACUAUAAGUAUAACUUAUAAAGUAGUAUAAACUUUUAUUUGACUAACAUUGUGUUGUAGCCUCUUUAAAAAAAAGUGAUAUAUUUUUUUGUGGUCUUAUGUUUAGUCUCAAUAGUAUUAGACACUGGCCUUUUGACCAAUGUGUAUUGUUUUGUACAGAUCCCCUGGUGACCAAUAUGUUGUGUUUAUUGGACUAAGUCCAUCUUUAUUGCAUAAAUAAAGAUAUUUCACCGUUAAAUAAUU
This is a messenger RNA of Gymnodraco acuticeps, 7008 nucleotides long. It is a transcript of the gene pitpnm3, whose product is annotated as PITPNM family member 3. Gene Ontology annotation, biological process: phospholipid transport. The record is from RefSeq and is a predicted model, not a curated record. The transcript is spliced from 19 exons. The coding region runs from base 396 to 3266 and encodes 956 amino acids. NCBI's taxonomy places the organism in Eukaryota, Metazoa, Chordata, Actinopteri, Perciformes, Bathydraconidae. Gene Ontology annotation, molecular function: phosphatidylcholine binding; phosphatidylinositol binding; phosphatidylinositol transfer activity. Gene Ontology annotation, cellular component: cytoplasm.